AUGGUCACCGAUCAGAGAUCGCUUUGGUCAGCAGGUGCAAGGCCUCGUCACUGCAGCCAACUCACAUGUAGGCCCAGCCAACGACUUCCAACCUACCUACAUGACCAGCCGAUCAAGGGAGUUUAUGCAUACAGCAUGCAAACACGGAGAGGAGGACCUGUCGGUAUACCCGGAAGCAAAGGCAGAUUUUUUGGGAAUGCUGUCUCGGCAGUUGUACCUAGACCGGUCUGCCUUAUGCUGGUGGUGGUGGUCAGCACCUUGGUUGGGACAGCCCCACAUUCACUGCCUGUUAGCGUACCGACGCAAGGGAAAGGGGGCUCAGCCCAGCGGUUCAGUACUGGCACUCUUUGA
This is a messenger RNA of Podospora bellae-mahoneyi, 351 nucleotides long. RefSeq lists its product as uncharacterized. The record is from RefSeq and is a predicted model, not a curated record. The transcript has a single exon. NCBI's taxonomy places the organism in Eukaryota, Fungi, Ascomycota, Sordariomycetes, Sordariales, Podosporaceae. The coding region runs from base 1 to 351 and encodes 116 amino acids.